GGCCACCAGGUAAGGUGCAGAAAUGUCAUCUGAUUCAACAUUGCCUGUUAGUGGCCCCUCCAGCAAUUCCCCAAUAUCUCCUCAAUCACCAAAGACCCUCAAUUUACCAGACACUCAUUAUACUAGGGAUCGUUCUCCAUCCCCCAUAAGAGGACACUUCAUUCCCAGUCCUCUCCCAACUAGACGUACAAGAACAUUUUCUGCCACUGUACGGGCCUCUGAAGGACCUGUCUACAAGGGAAUCUGCAAAUGCUUCUCCCGCUCUAAAGGACAUGGUUUCAUAAUACCUGAAGGUGGAGGACCUGAUAUCUUUCUACAUAUAUCCGAUAUUGAAGGAGAGUAUGUUCCUGUAGAAGGAGAUGAAGUCACUUACAAAAUUUGCACCAUUCCACCCAAAAAUGAGAAACAUCAAGCUGUAGAAGUUGUAAUCACUCAUUUGGCUACAGGAUCAAAGAACGAGACGUGGUCUGGUUGUAUCAUAAAUACAUAA
Pseudophryne corroboree (corroboree frog) is the source of this 490-nucleotide messenger RNA. RefSeq names its product calcium-regulated heat stable protein 1-like. The record is from RefSeq and is a predicted model, not a curated record. Lineage: Eukaryota; Metazoa; Chordata; Amphibia; Anura; Myobatrachidae. Gene Ontology annotation, cellular component: cytoplasm. Gene Ontology annotation, molecular function: mRNA 3'-UTR binding. The transcript has a single exon. Gene Ontology annotation, biological process: regulation of mRNA stability. Bases 23 to 490 code for a protein of 155 amino acids.